Molecule: messenger RNA, 1638 nt
Organism: Penicillium malachiteum
Lineage: Eukaryota; Fungi; Ascomycota; Eurotiomycetes; Eurotiales; Aspergillaceae
Exons: 5
Coding region: 1-1638 (545 amino acids)
Molecular function (GO): oxidoreductase activity
Source: RefSeq, a predicted model, not a curated record
AUGGAUGCACCACAGCCUCUCAUUGCAAUCGCUUCCUCAAUCCCUGACAAGCGAUAUGCAUUUAAAUCAUCUUUCUUUCCUGGCGGCCGUUGCUGGUUGUAUACUUCCUGCUACGGCCUAUGUGCCUCACCAGCCAAGGAGUCAGGAAGGAACCUGCAAGAAGACUAUCGUCGCCAUUCUCAAGCACUUUCCAAUGCCUCGGUUCAUGAUUUCGCUAUUCUGGAGUAUCGGGAUACUAUCGGAGGCCGAGCUUGGCAUAAGCCCUUUGGAAAGAACCCACACACCUGGAAGCCAUAUACCAUCGAGAUGGGCGCAAAUUGGGUGCAAGGUCUUGGGAGCCCAGGUGGUCCCCAAAAUCCCAUCUGGACCUUGGCUCAGAAGUACGAUCUGAAAACUCACUACUCUGACUAUGAUAAUGUCUCGACUUACAACGAGAAUGGGUACUCGGAUUAUAGUCACCUUCUAACCGAGUAUGACGAAGCAUACAGUAUUGCUAGUAUGAAGGCUGGAGAGAUUCUCACGAAUAAUCUUCAAGAUCAAACGGCUCAGUCUGGUCUGGCUUUGGCUGGUUGGAGUCCCGUUAAGCAUGAUAUGGAGGCGCAGGCAGUUGACUGGUGGAAAUGGGAUUUCGAGGACAAUUUUACGCCGCUAGAAAGCUCCCUUGUCUUUGGUUGUGCAGGUGAUAACUUGACUGAAAACUACUUCAGUGAUCAUGACAACUUUGUCAUCGACCAGCGUGGAUUCAAUACUAUUAUCAAAGGAGAAGCCGCUACAUUCCUCAAACCAAACGAUCCACGACUACAUCUCAACACACAGAUCUCCGAAAUCGUAUACUCCGAAGAUGGUGUCACUGUACACAACAAAGACGGCACCUGUGUCACUGCAGCAUACGCAAUUUGCACCUUCUCUCUGGGAGUUCUCCAGAGCGACGAAGUAAAAUUCAGUCCUGCACUCCCAGAAUGGAAACAAACUGCCAUUCAAAAAUUCACAAUGGGCACAUAUACUAAGAUUUUUAUGCAAUACAACGAGACUUUCUGGCCGAAGAAUACUCAGUAUUUCCUCUAUGCCGACCCAAGUCUCCGGGGCUGGUACCCAAUCUUCCAGUCGCUUUCAAUGCCGGAAUUCCUACCAGAUUCCAACAUCCUCUUUGUCACGGUAACAAAUGAGUUCUCAUGGCGCGCAGAACGCCAAUCAGACGAACAAACCAAAAACGAGAUUCUAGAUGUCCUCCGCAAGAUGUUUCCCGAAAAGACUAUCCCCGAACCAACCUCAUUCUUGUACCCAAGAUGGAGUACCGAGCCCUGGGCUCACGGGAGUUACUCAAACUGGCCACCGGGGACAACCCUAGAGAUGCACGAGAACCUGCGCGCUAAUACGGACCGCCUUUGGUUCGCUGGCGAGGCGACGAGUCCUACGUACUUUGGCUUCUUGCAAGGUGCCUGGUUUGAGGGCCAGGAUGCAGGUCUUCAGGUUGCAGCUGCUUUGCAGGAUCGAUGUAUCAAUGCUAAUUCGACCUGGUUGAAAGAGUGUGGCUCUCGGAAACACUAUGAGGUUUUACAUGGGACCUCGCCUUUGGCUGAUUACUCGGCUACCAAUGGAUGGACGACGAAUAGUUUUAUUGACAAUAAUAUCGACUAG